GUCAGUGAAGAAUUAAAAAGCAACAUUAUGGAAUUUAUAAAUGCACCAAUUAGGCGGCAUAACAAUCUUGUUACUAAAUCUCAUCCUAAAGCAUGUUAUGCGAGUCGUUUACUUGAUUUUAAUAGUAAAGAAUUGAAUGAAAUUCUUGAAAGUGAAGAUUUGAAUAACUUCAUAAUUAGAGAUCCAAGGUCAUUUGAUGAAAAUACUAGUAAAAAGUUGAAUGAAAUACUUGAAAAUGAAGAUUCACAAGCUAGUGUAAAAGCAAAUGAAAUGCCACUAAGUGAAGAUUUGAAUGAUUGUAUAAUUGAAGAUAUGAAGCCAUUAGAUAUUUAACAUUCAACAGAAAUUGUUCUUU
Molecule: messenger RNA, 355 nt
Organism: Rhizophagus irregularis DAOM 181602=DAOM 197198
Lineage: Eukaryota; Fungi; Glomeromycota; Glomeromycetes; Glomerales; Glomeraceae
Source: RefSeq, a predicted model, not a curated record